This is a messenger RNA of Phymastichus coffea, 2205 nucleotides long. RefSeq names its product dnaJ homolog subfamily C member 3 (gene P58IPK). Gene Ontology annotation, biological process: protein folding in endoplasmic reticulum. Gene Ontology annotation, cellular component: endoplasmic reticulum. The transcript is spliced from 6 exons. The record is from RefSeq and is a predicted model, not a curated record. NCBI's taxonomy places the organism in Eukaryota, Metazoa, Arthropoda, Insecta, Hymenoptera, Eulophidae. Gene Ontology annotation, molecular function: protein-folding chaperone binding; misfolded protein binding. The coding region runs from base 415 to 1863 and encodes 482 amino acids.
CAAGUUUUGUCAGAAGUUAAUUAUCAAAUUCAAAUAAAUAAAAUUAUUAAAAUUCCGAUAAAAUGUCCAAAUUAUUAAGAAAGACAGGAAACAUCGCCGCAAGACAUCGUAUUCAAAUCCACAGCUGUAGAGGCAAUAGUCAAAAUCGCUCACUGUUAAAUCGGCAAUUCAAAAAGCCAUCCAUUCCCAAACGAACACACACUUGGGUUCGCCAGCUGGUUAGACUCAACUCGCCACCUAGCGAUGUGCGUUGGACCAAUGGCGUGAGACCACGAACGCGAUGGCGCGUGCUGCUCUCCACCGGGAGUCUGACAUAGUCGUUGCCGUAGCAGGAAUUGCAGUGGAUUUUUGAUUUUAAGCCAACGUACACCGAGCAACGUCAAAAACACGCAAUCUGGAUUUCACAAAGUCGUCAUGUAUCGUUGCGGGCUGCUGCUGGUCCUUCUCAAUUUCGGUCACGACGUGACUGCGUCGACGUCGAAAGGUGUCGAAAAACUCUUAGAGCUUGGCACAGAUUUCUUGUCGACUGGCAGGUAUCAGGAUGCUCUGUCGUAUUUUCACGAGGCUGCUGAACAAGAUCCUGGCAAUUAUGUGACAUUUUACAAGAGAGGAACUGUAUAUUUAGCAUUAGGGAAAGCCAAACAAGCUUUGUUAGAUUUUGAUAAGGUUUUAGAAUUUAAGCCUGAUUUCACUGCUGCUAGAAUCCAGCGCGGUACUGUUCACUUGAAACAUGGAGAUUUAGAUAAAGCAGAAUUAGAUUUUACUAAUGCUCUUAUAGUAUAUCCUGAUCAUGAAGGAGCCAUCAAUAGUAUUCAUAACACUAGGAUAGCUAGAGAUCAAAUUCAAAGUGCAGAGACAUACUUGAGGCAUGGAGAUUAUUAUUCAGCUUCACAAGUUUUAACGCAGACCAUUGAGAUUUGUUCAUGGUCAUCUUAUCUUAGAGAAUUGAGAGCCAAGUGCAGAAUACAAUUGGGUGAUUAUGCUGGCGCAGUCUCUGAUAUUAGGUCUACGACAAAAUUAACAGCUGACAAUACUAAAGGAUAUUAUGAACUCGCUAAACUGUUAUAUCAACUUGGUCAAGUUCAAGAUUCUCUCAAGGAGAUUCGAGAAUGUUUAAAACUUGAUCCAGAGCACAGGGAUUGUUUCCCAUUCUAUAAAAAAGUUAAGAAAAUAGCUAAGUUUUUAGAAGAUGCAGAAUCUGCCUCAGAGUCGAGUGAGUGGGACAGUUGUAUCGAUAAAUCGAAUCGCGUACUUAAAAAUGAACCGACGUUAGAUAACGUAAGGUUAACGGCGCUGAGAAUGUUGUGCAAAUGUUACACUUCGAAUUCCGAAGCUGACGAGGCGGUUAAGAACUGUCGCGCGGCAUUGGAUAUUCAACGGGAUCCAGAAACGUUAUGUGAUAGCGCUGAAGCGUAUCUUGCCGGUGAUAUGUUUGACGAUGCUAUUCGGGACUACAAAGAAGCCCUAGACAUUGAUUCGAACAAUCAGCGAGCAAAGCAAGGUCUUCAAAAAGCCCAACAACGUCAAAAGCAGUCAGAAUCCCGUGAUUACUACAAAAUCCUAGGGGUACCUCGCAACGCGAAGAAGCAACAAAUCAUUAAAGCAUACCGGAAAGCCGCGCAAAAGUGGCAUCCCGAUAAUUUUCCUGACGCAGAGGAGAAGAAACGCGCUGAAAAGAAAUUCAUUGAUAUCGCCGCUGCUAAAGAAGUGUUAACGGAUGAGGAAAAACGCGCGAAAUUCGACAGGGGUGAAGAUCCAUUGGAUCCUGAAAGUGGCAAACAUUCAGGUUUUAAUCCCUUCCAGGAAUUUCAUCACUUCCAACAAGGAGGCUCACCUUUCCAGUUUAAGUUUCACUUCAACUAAAGUUUGACGACGACAAUGAAUACGACAAUGACGAUGAGCUUUCACAAAUGACUGAUUGUUCCAAAGACACACUGGUGCCGAGAGACUUCCAAGUGAUUUUGUGAGUGAUUUGCGAGGCAUCGGGUAUGGGUAAAACGCGCGAAUUAGUUUUUUUCAACUUGUGUUAUUUUACAUUUGUUCUCUUUUACCGAUACCCAAUGCUGUAUUGACCCCUUGUCUCUCUUUUGCGGUUAAGAGCUGUGCGCGUGACUGUGCGUAACGUUAAUAUUUGUAAAUAAUCUUGUAAUCAAAAGUGUCCCGAUCAUUGAUUUAAGAAUAUAUACUUCAAUUAUUUAUACGUAA